Molecule: messenger RNA, 888 nt
Organism: Sordaria macrospora k-hell
Lineage: Eukaryota; Fungi; Ascomycota; Sordariomycetes; Sordariales; Sordariaceae
Source: RefSeq, a predicted model, not a curated record
AUGGCGGUCUUUUCGCUCCCGUCUGGACGAACCAUCUCGUACGAGCUCACCUACUCCAAUGAGCCAACGCGACCCACCGUCCUCCUCUCCAAUUCACUCUCAUCCCAGUAUCGUUUCUGGGACCACAUCGUAGAACGCCUCCACGAUGCCGGAUAUCGCGUUCUGCGCUACGAUCACCCCGGCCAUGGCGCCUCAGGCGUGCCCGACGAUCUCUCUUCCACUACUUUUGCCUCUCUUGUCGAAGACGUCUACGCCCUUCUGACCAGCUCUGAUGUCGCUGCUGCCUUCCACGGCCAUCACUCCCCCGAUGCUGCUUUCACCCCUUCACUGCACGCCUGGAUUGGCGUCUCCAUGGGUGCUGCACUAGGCGUGGUCUUCAGCAGCCGUUACCCCGGCGUUGUCCAGAAACUUGUCAUUUGCGACACCAUCUCUGCUUCGCCAAAGAACGCCGGCGUGCCCGAUGCUUUUAUCCCACGCGUGGCUGCCGCCAGAGAGCAUCGAUCUAUGGAGAAGGCCGUGGCCGAGACUUUGGACCGCUGGUUUGGACAAGACUGGAUCAAGGCCAACCCAACCGAAGCGGAGCGUGUGCACACACUGAUGAAGCAAACCAGCGUUGAUGGCUUCGAGACCUGUAUUGCCGCCCUGAGGUCCGAUUCCUUCGAUAUCCGACCCUUGAUGCCGGGGCUUGGAAACUGUGUUCAGCAUGUUUUACUCGUGGUUGGCGAGAAGGAUGGGGAUCUGCCAGAGAAGAUGAAGGAGUUGCGGGAUACUUGCCCAGAAAACCUAAAGGCUGAGCUCAAGGUCAUCCUGAAUGCUGGACAUGUGUCCUUUGUUGAUGGCAGGGAGGACUUUUUGAAGACAGUGCUGCCAUUCUUGGGCGAGAACUAG